GUCGCGGGUCCAGAUCAACUCACAUUAACCAACGUUUAUGAACGCCAAUUAAUUGGACAAAUUAAAUAAUGGCAUCUGAUAAUCACCAACUGACAGAUUGAGUUCAAAUGGCCAAGUUCCUAUGUAGCCUUUUUCCACAUUUACAAAAUAAAUUACGAUUUAUUUAUUGAUUAUUCAUUCGGCUGCAAAUGUUAAACAAAUGGAUUUCGUUAUUAAAACGUUGGACCACACAUCUUCAUUUAAAUGAAUACGUUUUGCGGGUUUUCCUUUAAUGAGCAUAAAACGGCCUGCAUUCACGCGCCUAUACAGUCACGUGGCUACGUCAUCUUCAGCUGCUCCUGCAGUCACUCACAUCCUGAGUAUGGAGUAGGAUGUUUUUCUCUGCAGCAAAGUCAAGAGCUGUGUUGAACACCGGAAACCCUCAAUCGUUCUUAUCUGUAUUAUUAUACCCUCCUACCAAUAUUACCAUUUAGUAAAUAUGAUGGUGGUCACAGUGAUGCACCAUGGCUUCUUAUUUUUAUUUUACCGUACGAAAAAAAAAGUUUGUAUCAUCAUAAGGUAAAAUGUUCCACGCCAUGGCUGCCUCACUCUCCCUGCUCCUCUCACUCCUCAUACUGGGCACGCUUUCUGCACAGGAACUGGCCUCUGAGCAUGUCCUUCCCCAUCUGACCAGCUGUGUUUCUAACGACAUGGAAACCUUCCGCUGCAGUUGGAAUGUCGGAACAUUCCAGAACCUAUCACAGCCCGGAGACCUCAGGCUAUUCUACAUUAAAAAGAACCUCCAGUCCCUCAGAGAGUGUCCCCAGUACGGCCCCCCCGGCACCAGUGAGUGCUACUUCAGUGAGAACCACACCAGCAUCUGGAUCUACUACAGUGUGCAGCUCUUCUCCCGGGACCGCGCCGUCCUCUAUGACGAGAGAAUCUUCCCCAUCGAGGAGAUCGUUCAACCCCAUCCACCUGUGGAGCUGAACUGGACCCUGCUGACAGUGGCCCCGAGCGGGACCCACUUCGACGUCAGGCUGAGCUGGAAGGCCCCGCAGACGGCCGACGUCAAGACGGGCUGGAUGAGGCUCGAGUACGAAGUGCAGCACCGCGAGGGGGCCGCCGACGCCUGGAAAUCGAAAGACCUUCAGAGGAACACGGUUACCUCACUCUAUGGGCUGCAGACCAACGUGGACCACGAGGUCAGAGUGAGGUCUAGGAUGCUGUCCUUCAAGGAGUUUGGAGCUUUCAGCGACUCCCUAUUCAUCCGUGUCGCCUCCCAAGUCUCCAGAUUCCCUAUUGCCAUCCUCUUGAUUUUCGCUGCCUUGUGUUUCCUUGGCGUUCUAAUAUUGGUCAUGCAACAAAGGUUGAUGGUUAUACUCCUGCCUCGGGUUCCUGGACCUAAAAUCAGAGGAUUUGACCCAGAACUACUCAAGAACGGCAAGCUGUCGGAGCUGAUGUCCGCUCUGGGGACGCACGACCAACUGAAGUCUACCAACAACGACCAGAGCGACCCCUGGGUGGAGUUCAUCGACCUGGACAUCGAGGAGGAGGAGGAGGAGGAGGAGGAGGAGGGCUCAUGCGGGCCCGGGGACGCCGGCUCCCCCUCCUCGCCCCGCGCGCCCCUCUCCUCCCUGGGGCUCCGGGACGACAGCGACUCGGGCCGGGACAGCUGCUGCUGCUGCGACGGCCCGUCCGACCACGGCCGCUCCCCCUCCUGCGAGCCCCCCGCGCCCCGCGGCCCCGCCCGGGACCCCUCUGCCUGGCCGACCCGGGAGCGGGCGGGCCCCGUGGGCCUCCCCCCCGCCGAUCUGUACACCCUUGUGAGCCACGUGCACGGCUCCGGAGAGGUGCUCCUCAAGGCCGGGGAGGAGGAGGCACAGCGGAAGGAGGAGGAGGAAGAGGAGGAGGAGAAGCACAAGCAGGAGGAGGAGGAGGAGGAGGAGGAGGAGGAGAAGGAAAACGCAAAGAUCGACUUCCGGCUGGUGAUGACGGCGGACGCGGAAGAGGCUGAAACCUGGGGGUACUCCUCAGAGCGGGACGCGGGCAAGACGACCGUAGGGGAGCCCAGCGUCCCACCGUCAGCCCUGCCUUCCUGGGGGUGCCAGGGCUGUCCCCAAGGGGCCUACACGGCUGCACAACCCCUGAGCUACACCCUGGUGGAGGGGGUGGACAAGCAGAACAGCCUGCUGCUGGGGCCCAACAACACACCCGUCGCCUGGCUAUGCACGCCCAAGUCUGUGCCGACGCCUGAGGGAUACCUGACCCCCGACCUUUUGCGGGACAUCACGCCCUAGAUCGUGAACAUGUAUUCCACAUGUUGGCUGCCAGCCAAAUUGUGUUGAAGAUACGAUGUGGUGUGUAACAUUUGGUGCCUGGGCUCGGGGCACCACCGUUAGUCUCUCUAUCGCCAUCUGGAGGAGGAGGGUGACACUACUGCUGUCACAGAAGAAUAAAGAUUAUGAGAGAGUUCUCUUUAGGUUUUACUGGGAGGACUGUGUACCUCGUGGAAUGACACAGGGCCACCUAACGUGUCAGUUGUGAAGUGUUUAACACAACCACUCCUCGGGGUCUGGUUCAUCCCCUUACACAACUGUUUUGCUUAGGGGGGAAAUGUACAGACCACAAAAAAACAUAUAACCCAGGGAAUGUCUUUGUUUGGAACUGGUCUGGUUAGAUUUUUCCGAAUAAGCCCUGAGGUAAAACAAAAAAGUUUGUCUCGGUUUAGUCAUUCUAAGUAGCGACCUCUGUUGAGGAAUUAAAAAAAAGACAUUGUAAAGUGAGUUGGUUUGGUGUUUUUUUACAUAUAAUAUUUUUUUUACUGUUUUGUUAACUCGGCCAAGUAUUUUGUUUCUCAUAAAACAUAUUUGUAAAAAGUCAGUAGGCCUCCUCUUGGAUAUAUAACAUUGAAAAGCUAAACCUCUUUUAAGUCACACCUUUAAAAGUUUAGACAGAUUUUUUUUAUGUUAUACUUAAAAAUGUAGGAUAUCAUGCUGCUUCACACUGACUUAUCACAGUGCGAUUGAACGUGAUGAACCUGUUUUUUUUGUAGUGCACUUGCAAAUAAAGUUGGUGACUUCUUCGCUGUGUGAUCUGAGUGAUCUGUGAUUGGUGUACACGGUUUGGACCCUAGUCUGUGAUUGGAUGGUGAAAGUCAGAUAGCGUAUGGUGUAAAUAGCUUCUGGUUAGCUAGCACAGAUGGCAAACGGUCAUUUGAAAAUAAAAACAAAAGCUCCGUGUU
Messenger RNA from Gadus chalcogrammus (walleye pollock), 3223 nucleotides. Its product is annotated as growth hormone receptor-like. The record is from RefSeq and is a predicted model, not a curated record. The transcript is spliced from 9 exons. Bases 564 to 2279 code for a protein of 571 amino acids. NCBI's taxonomy places the organism in Eukaryota, Metazoa, Chordata, Actinopteri, Gadiformes, Gadidae. Gene Ontology annotation, molecular function: protein binding.